This is a messenger RNA of Hippoglossus stenolepis (Pacific halibut), 1664 nucleotides long. RefSeq names its product protein disulfide isomerase Creld1 (gene creld1a). The coding region runs from base 156 to 950 and encodes 264 amino acids. The transcript has 6 exons. The record is from RefSeq and is a predicted model, not a curated record. NCBI's taxonomy places the organism in Eukaryota, Metazoa, Chordata, Actinopteri, Pleuronectiformes, Pleuronectidae. Gene Ontology annotation, molecular function: calcium ion binding.
UAUUUCAGCGUGUGGCAGAGCUCGGGCUGUGAUUGGCAGUCUUUAAACUCGCAUUUGAUUCUGGCAGCCAAGUGUAAGAGGAGCACUUGUUAUUUAUUACAUCACAUCCCGGCAGGGCGGUGCGGAGAAACUGCUGGGUGCUCCGCUCGCUCGGGAUGUUUGAGGCUUUGAAUCAAACACAAAAUGGUGAACCUUUGACAGAACAGUCCCGAGUGAAGUCGACGCACUUGAAGGAGAUGAGACUUUGGACGCCUCAUGGGAAGCUGCUGCAGGCUGCCUGGCUGUGGUGUGUGUUGGCGGCUCAGGUGCACAGCUGUCCUGGUGCCUGCAGCAAGUGUUCAGGCCCAGAGAAUGACCAGUGUGAGGGAUGCAGAGCAGGAUGGACGCUGCAUAAUAACACCUGUGUAGACAUUGAUGAGUGUGGAACGGAGCUUGACAACUGUCCUCUCAACAGCUACUGCUUCAACACAGAGGGCUCGUUUGAGUGCAGAGACUGUGACCCAGCCUGUGUGGGCUGUAUGGGUAGCGGACCAGCCCGCUGCAGAAAGUGUGCUUCUGGCUACAGGCUGACAGGGUCCAAGUGUUUGGACAUAGAUGAAUGUAGUGACAGGGUGCUCGCCUGCCACGGCCUGGACGAGAUUUGUACCAACACCGUCGGCUCGUUCCGCUGUGACUGUGCCAAAGGAUUCCACCGCAAGGGAGGCGUCUGUGUGAGGAAGCAGCUGCCUAGCGUUGAGCAGAAAGGCCUGUUCGAGGACAUCCAGGAUGAUGAGGUGGAGGUGCUGCAGCAGAUGUUCUUCGGGGUGGUACUCUGUGCUCUGGCCACACUGGCCGCUAAGGGAGACAUGGUCUACACAUCUGUAUUCAUAGGGGCAAUGGCAGCCAUGGCGGGGUACUGGCUGUCAGACAGGGGAGACCGUGUGUUACACAGUUUUAUGAAGGGACAUUAAAACUCCCCAAAAAAAAUCCUCUCACCUGCCUGACAUUGGACAAUAUAAGUUACUGAGCUGCCGACUUUAGAUACAGACGCCCACAGACACUAAAAAAUCAGCCACUUCAGAAUCAGUUUUUAUCUUGUUUAUUUAAAAACAUUUUUUUUAACUAACAGGGAAUUAUAAUGUUUGCUAUGACACACCUUUUAGACGUCAUACUGUAAAGUCACAUUUAUUCUUGAGUUUGUAAAUUGUCGUAUGAUGAAGCUCAUUUCAAGCCUGGAGCUUUUCAUCAGUAUUUCACUGUCUUCAUCAGUGGAUAAACUUUGCACAAGUGAGGUCUGUCCACUGAUGAAGACAGGGACAUGGAGCUGAAAUGGACUGAAGGUGAAGAGUUUAUGGUCGUGACAACAUAUGUGUCCCACUUUGAAGAGAAAGAGAAAGACAUUUGGAGACUGUUCAUUCCAGUGCAUUUGGAGCAGCCACAAAAUAAUGUUGCCUGGUGAAGCUUUGAUGCAGUUUUACAGCUUUAUUCAAAAAGUGUCAAGUGUGUUCAUAAAGCAUGUAGCACUUAGUAUUUAUCAUGUUGUAUUUAUACUUCAGAUGAAAUACCAUAUAAAAUGAUUUUUAUCUUUUUUAACCCCUUUCCUCCACGUGUGCAUUCACGUGUAUUUCUGUAGAAUAUAAAUGCUCAAAUAAAUAUUGUGUUUACUGUGUUAACACACUUCAUAA